Molecule: messenger RNA, 436 nt
Organism: Culicoides brevitarsis
Lineage: Eukaryota; Metazoa; Arthropoda; Insecta; Diptera; Ceratopogonidae
Exons: 2
Coding region: 113-436 (107 amino acids)
Cellular component (GO): extracellular region
Molecular function (GO): chitin binding
Source: RefSeq, a predicted model, not a curated record
AAUGUCUGUGUAUCUCAGCAAGAGUCGCAUUAUUUAAUCGGACGUCUUAAACGAGAGACAUUAUUUUAGCGCCGUCUUCAUAAUUUAAAAAAAAAUAUAUAUAUUUUCAACAAUGAACAAAUUACUUUUAUCCAUCCAAUUGGCUGUCGUGGUAUUCGCUGCCGUUGUAAUUGCUGGCAAAUUCGACUAUUUCCCCGAAUGCCGUGAAUACGUCAAAGAAGUUAAAGAACAACAUGCUGACUUCAAACCCUUGUAUUGGCCCCACGAGACAAAUUGCUUCAAAUUUUACGAAUGCGGCGCCGAAGGAACUGUCUAUGAAUUGGAUUGCCCGAAAAAUCUCGUCUUCAAUCGCGUCAACUUCACUUGUGGCUUCUUCGCUCCCGAAUGCAAGGACCAACAAAAGAACUUCUUGGCAACUCUCUUAGGACUUAACUAA